This is a messenger RNA of Phasianus colchicus (ring-necked pheasant), 1022 nucleotides long. RefSeq names its product transthyretin-like. Lineage: Eukaryota; Metazoa; Chordata; Aves; Galliformes; Phasianidae. Gene Ontology annotation, biological process: purine nucleobase metabolic process. Gene Ontology annotation, molecular function: thyroid hormone binding. The record is from RefSeq and is a predicted model, not a curated record.
AUGGCUUUUCACUCUGUAUUUCUUGUUUUCUUAGUUGGCCUGGCAUUUUUCUCUGAAGCAACACCACAGGGCUCUUCUGAUUCCAAGCAUCCUCUUGUUGUAAAAAUUCUGGAUUCAGUCCGAGGAAGUCCAGCUCCAAAUGUUCCAGUUAAGUUAUAUAAAGCAGCUGCAGAUGGAUCUUGGGAACUGUUAAAUUCAAAACAAACCAAUGAAAAUGGAGAGCUUCAAGAGCUUACAACUAAAGAACAGUUUGUAACAGGGAUAUAUAAGAUUGAGCUUGAUACAGCCUCUUACUGGAAGAAACUGGGUUUGAAUCCCUUCCAUCAACAUGCUGAUGUGGUAUUCACAGCCAAUGAUGUUGGUUAUCGACAUUACUCCAUCACUACUGUCCUCAGUCCCUUUUCUUACUCAACUACAGCAGCAGUCAGCGAGCCAGUGGAAUAAAAACUUGACAUUAAACAUAAGGAUUUAGAUGUGUAAAUUUAAAUUUCCAUAAACUCUACAAAUAGUUUCUGACUGUGGUAACAGUUUUAGAAUUUACAUAGCACUUCCCAGAGUAAAUCACUAACAGCAAAAGUCAAGUUGUUUAUUCCUUUAGUUAACUUUAGGAAGAUGUACUGACUUUGUUUUCAAUCACUCUUGUGAAUAAAAGCAUUCAGAGAAACAAAUUAAGUUUAUAAAAAACAUACCGAAGUCUUCUGUGAUGUUAAUAAGCUACAUUCCUUGGAAAGAAAGUGAACAAAGUAUACCUGAAAGGUAUCUCAUAGUAAGUGAGCACAUGGGAAAUGUAAACCAUGACUUGCCAUCACCUAUACUUUAUGUUUAAAGCCCACAGUGGAUGAAAUCACAUGGGGCUACACACGUAGGAGGAGCUUUUGAGUGACAACAGGGUAAAUAGGAGUAUGCAAAGAUUCUAAAUGAACUCAGAAAGCCCCCUUUUCUACUCCUAAAUAUAGCUGGUAAGACUUUCAAGGAGAAUCCAUAUCUACUAUUGCAGAAAAUUAAAAUCACUAAACACACUU